Messenger RNA from Pseudomyrmex gracilis, 1479 nucleotides. Its product is annotated as fatty acid synthase-like. The record is from RefSeq and is a predicted model, not a curated record. Bases 1 to 1464 code for a protein of 487 amino acids. NCBI's taxonomy places the organism in Eukaryota, Metazoa, Arthropoda, Insecta, Hymenoptera, Formicidae. Gene Ontology annotation, molecular function: nucleic acid binding; fatty acid synthase activity. The transcript has 4 exons. Gene Ontology annotation, biological process: fatty acid biosynthetic process.
AUGGCACAAAAAAACGUUUAUAAGUGGUACAACGAGUUCAAAGCGGGCCGAGAACGCGUUGAAGACAAACCACGCUCUGGACGACCAUCAACGUCUACCGACGAGGGCCACGUCCAAAAAAUCAAAGAUUUGGUGCUUGCAAAUCGUAUUGGUGCUUGCAAAGAAUAUUAUUUGAACGUUAUGCGUCGUUUGCGUGAAGCUAUUCGUCUGCAACNGCCGGAAUUAUGGGCGAACAACUCUUGGUUCNUUCAUCACGAUAAUGCACCGGCUCACACUGCAUUGGUUCUUCGCGACUUUUUUGCCGAAAACUCGACUCAUAUCGUUCCGCAACCACCGUAUUCGCCUGAUUUGGCUCCGUGCGACUUCUGGCUAUUCAGCAAACUCAAAAGGCCAAUGCGGGGACGCCGUUUUAACACGAUUGAGGAGAUAAAAACCGAAUCGAAGAAGGUCUUGAAGGCUAUACCGAAAAAAGACUAUUCCGACUGUUUCGAGGACUGGAAAAAGCUGUUUUGGAAAGUUCUUGAGCUAGGCUAUAAGAAUCUGUACUACAAAGCUAAGAAGAUUUUCGCAAAAGAAGUACCUUGUGGCAACAUACCUUAUCACAGCCGUUACAUUGCACCUGCUGGAUCAAAACUUUUGGCUUAUCUAAAUGAAGUGAUUCCUCAACCAAAACCGCGUAGUCCGAAAUGGGUGAGCACAUCUGUACCACGCAACAAGUGGUCCACCGCUGCCGCUAAAUUAUCUUCUGCUGAGUAUCACACUAACAAUCUCUUAAGUCCUGUAUUAUUCGAAGAAACCGCUCGUCUAAUUCCGAAAGACGCAGUGUGCAUCGAGAUCGCACCUCACGGUCUCUUGCAAGCUAUCCUGAGACGAUCUCUCGGCUCAGAUGUCAUAAACAUCCCACUUACUCAACGCGGUCAUAGAGACAAUACUGAGGUUGUUCUGCAAGCGAUAGGAAAGCUCUAUAACACCGGAUUACAACCAGAUAUUGCAAAUCUCUAUCCUCUUGUUGAAUUUCCAGUCAGCCGUGGUACUCCAAUGAUCUCCCCUUCCGUAAGAUGGGAACAUUCUGACAGCUGGUAUGUAACGACAUAUAAAACAGAAAAAAAAAUUAUUUCUGGAGAGAGAUCUGUUGUAAUCUCGUUGGGAAAUAAGGAUAAUGAAUAUAUGUCUGAUUAUAUAAUUGAUGGAAAAAAUUUGAUACCUGCUAUAGCAUAUCUUAAUCUGGCUUGGGAGACUUUAGGCAUAUUGCAAGGAGAAGUACAUACAGAAAUAUCGGUUGUUUUCGAAGAUGUCAGAUUUAUGCGUGCUAUUUCUAUUCCAAAAGAAAGUGACAUCCAGCUUACAGUAAUGGUUCAAAAAGGUAUUGUUACUAAUUAUGUUUUUACCAAUUUCUAUGAAUUAUCUGAAUUUUGCUUAGUUAGUGAAUUACAAGAUAUUUCAGAAAUAAAAAAAAAGUGUUAAAACGUUUUAGAAGUU